This is a messenger RNA of Pongo pygmaeus (Bornean orangutan), 5928 nucleotides long. RefSeq names its product Fas associated factor family member 2 (gene FAF2). The record is from RefSeq and is a predicted model, not a curated record. Gene Ontology annotation, cellular component: endoplasmic reticulum. Lineage: Eukaryota; Metazoa; Chordata; Mammalia; Primates; Hominidae. The coding region runs from base 1481 to 2818 and encodes 445 amino acids. Gene Ontology annotation, biological process: ERAD pathway. Gene Ontology annotation, molecular function: ubiquitin binding. The transcript is spliced from 11 exons.
CCGACACCAUUUUUAAAUGGAAAAAUUUCAUAUGCAGAUUCAAAUUUGCAGGAUUUUUGUUUUGUUUUGUUUUUCAAAUUAGCACUUUUUUGGGGUUGUGUUUUAGGGCGUACAAUGUGCUGUUUUUCCAGGACGUCGUGGUUUGUGCAGACCUGGUAAGACGUGAUAAAGUCCUGAAAGAUGUAGCCAAAAUGUCAUGUACUCUUCACAGAACCAGCUCUCAAAGCCUCUUCUGUCUCACCGGAUCAAUCCUGCAAGGGGAUGAGGGUGGGGCGCAGGCGGCCGAGAGCCUUGCUGGGAAUCCCGCAGGUGGUCAGUGGAAAAGCAUGUACCCGACCCAGGCCUCUCUGGAAGGUGGGCAGACGAGGCGUUCGGCGGGAGAGGUGGAAAUGAAAACGGGAAAUCUAAAGAGAGGUGGCGGACUAGAAGGGGCAAGGGACGUGCAGAGGAAGAUAGAGAUUGAGGAGUGGUGAUAGGGUAGUGUAAGCAGCAGAAGGGAAGGGCAGGGGACUGCCUCGAGGAGAAGGGGCAGCGGCAGCACGUCGGGGGCUUUUGGGGAAUCUCAUUCAACAACAAAUGGCAAAAUGGAGCCCAAGUGGUUUGCCCAAGGAUGUCCAGCAGUUGGCAAGGUGGCAACUAGAACCCGCGUCUCCUAAUCCCGGUCCAGGGAUCUUUCUUCGCCUGUCACAGGGACAAGGGGCCAGUGCAGCGCUAGUGCGGAGAGACAAGGCUCCAGGCACGGAAAAGCAGACGCCGGGCCGGGGCUCCAGCGCUGCAGCCACGGCGGUGGACGGAAAGCUGUGCGGACGGCUGGGGGCGCCAUGAAUCGUCGAGGAUCCGGGGAGCCGAGUCCAGACCUUCCUAGCAAGUGACCCCGAAGCGGCAAUGGAACGGUGGCCGAAGCCUGCCCACAGCUUCCGCUUCGAAGGCGGCGUCGGAAAUGCCGCGCCAGUAUCCAGAGCCCUUCGAAACCUCCCGAGAGAUGGUCAGGAGCUUUUGGAAACUUUAGGUCAGGGGCCAACGAUCAAAAGGCUGGUAUUUCGGAACGGCUGCAUCUCCUGAGAAACCUCCAAGAGUAUCUGAGGUUGCCGGAAAAUGGUUGGAGAGCAGCCGAAAUCAGCCGAAUGACAUUCGGGAUGCUCCGGAGCUUCUCGAGGCACAUUCGGGCCCUCUCGGCUCUGCAAGACUGCGCUGGAAUCUUAAGUCUCCUUUCGUCGCCUAAUCUUAGCAGAUCCUUUCGUCGCCUAAAUGGUAACAGCGACUUGUACCGACAGUCCCUCGGUAGUUUCCGAAGGUGUUCGGGAUAGGCCCGAGCGUGGCGCCCUCUGGCGGCGGCCAGAGGUGGGGUGGGGGUUAGUGGGCCAGCGCGCGCAGACGCAGUUGAGCGCCGGCGGCAGUUCAGACCGGAUGUAGUUGUGGCUGAGGUCAGUUCCGGCGGGUGACGGUGCGGACGGGUCAGGAGCGUAGAGGCGGCGGCAAAAUGGCGGCGCCUGAGGAGCGGGAUCUAACCCAGGAGCAGACAGAGAAACUGCUGCAGUUUCAGGAUCUCACUGGCAUCGAAUCUAUGGAUCAGUGUCGCCAUACCUUGGAACAGCAUAACUGGAACAUAGAGGCUGCUGUACAGGACAGAUUGAAUGAGCAAGAGGGUGUACCUAGUGUUUUCAACCCACCUCCAUCACGACCCCUGCAGGUUAAUACAGCUGACCACAGGAUCUACAGCUAUGUUGUCUCAAGACCUCAACCAAGGGGGCUGCUUGGAUGGGGUUAUUACUUGAUAAUGCUUCCAUUCCGGUUUACCUAUUACACGAUACUUGAUAUAUUUAGGUUUGCUCUUCGUUUUAUACGGCCUGACCCUCGCAGCCGGGUCACUGACCCCGUUGGGGACAUUGUUUCAUUUAUGCACUCUUUUGAAGAGAAAUAUGGGAGGGCACACCCUGUCUUCUACCAGGGAACGUACAGCCAGGCACUUAACGAUGCCAAACGGGAGCUUCGCUUUCUUUUGGUUUAUCUUCAUGGAGAUGAUCACCAGGACUCUGAUGAGUUUUGUCGCAACACACUCUGUGCACCUGAAGUUAUUUCACUAAUAAACACUAGGAUGCUCUUCUGGGCAUGCUCUACAAACAAACCUGAGGGAUACAGGGUCUCACAGGCUUUACGAGAGAACACCUAUCCAUUCCUGGCCAUGAUUAUGCUGAAGGAUCGAAGAAUGACUGUGGUGGGACGGCUAGAAGGCCUCAUUCAACCUGAUGACCUCAUUAACCAACUGACAUUUAUCAUGGAUGCUAACCAGACUUACCUGGUGUCAGAACGCCUAGAAAGGGAAGAAAGAAACCAGACCCAAGUGCUGAGACAGCAGCAGGAUGAGGCCUACCUGGCCUCUCUCAGGGCUGACCAGGAGAAAGAAAGAAAGAAACGGGAGGAGCGGGAGCGUAAGCGGCGGAAGGAGGAGGAGGUGCAACAGCAAAAGUUGGCAGAGGAGAGACGGCGGCGGAAUUUACAGGAGGAAAAGGAAAGGAAGUUGGAAUGCCUGCCCCCUGAACCUUCCCCUGAUGACCCUGAAAGUGUCAAGAUCAUCUUCAAAUUACCCAAUGAUUCUCGAGUAGAGAGACGAUUCCACUUUUCACAGUCUCUAACAGUAAUCCAUGACUUCUUAUUCUCCUUGAAGGAAAGCCCAGAAAAGUUUCAGAUUGAAGCCAAUUUUCCCAGGCGAGUGCUGCCCUGCAUCCCUUCAGAGGAGUGGCCCAAUCCCCCUACGCUACAGGAGGCCGGACUCAGCCACACAGAAGUUCUUUUUGUUCAGGACCUAACUGACGAAUGACAUUUUUUUCUUCCUCUCCCCUCCUACCCCAGUCCCUAAAAGAAAUGGGGAAAAAAGAAAACAACAAGUCAGAAAAAAAAAAAACAAGAGAGAGAAAUUCAUAUUAUUAUUAUUAUUAUAAUACAAUAUUUUUUUUAAAAGACUGCUGCAUCCUUAGGAAGGAUCAGAAACCAUGCUGCCCAUAAGAGUCACAACCUGUGUGUGUGCGCGCAAGGUUAGCCACAAACGUACCCACUCGGCAAGCCCACCCUUCCUAUGGCCUCUGUGCACGCACCUUCCAGUGAACAGAGACUCUUCACCUUCGACCCAUUCAUUGUCCCAGCUGGGAAGGGGACAUUCCCACUAGUUCUCAUUCAUUCUUGCUUUUAUGGAAAAUAAAAGUGAAAAACCUCCAUCAACCAGCUACUUGCAGCAUCUCCUGAGGACUUGCUUCUCCUGCCUCUGGGGAAGAGAGGGAAGAGAAAGCACAGAGCAGAGAAGCAGAGAUGUUCCUUGAACUGCCCACAAUUUUUCAAUAACUUUUAUUUCUGUUUUGUAAUGACCAAAGGAAUGAGGCUGACAUAGGUAUAUAUAUAUUUUUCCUUUAUUUGAUAAAGAGCCAAUUCUUUAAACCCAUGAGUUUAUGCCCUGGGCUCCUUAGCCCACAAUAGUGUAAUAAAAGUGCCCCGGGCUGGUUUGUGCUUAUUUCUGCCAUUGUCCCUCUCACGUUCCCAGAGAGGUCAUUCUUUUUGGUCCAACUCUUGCUGUCCUUUCUUACCACCUGUGCACCCCACUUGGAGCAGUGGGAGGAAAUCUGGGUUUGUGGCCCCACAAAGGCUGUAUAUGUAAAGAUACACCUAUGUAUGUGGUGGAACUCACAUUUACACACAACUGCAGCUUUUCCUUGGAGUCUGUACCAGGUGGUGGUUAUGGGGUCUGAACCAAAGGAUAGCAGCUCUUCAUUCCUCUUCUGACAUGUGCAUGCUGCUCCUCCCAGCCCUGGGCUUUCCUGAAUUGCCAAGCCUGGUGCCUUUCCAAAGGACUAGCAGGGCCUGUGGUGGAGCCAGCAGAACCACAGGAGAGUGCCCUGCCUGUCUCAGUGGAAGUGUAUUAUUGUUUUAAGGAUAGAAAGAACCAGAGGCCUUGAAGGGAGCCAAGACAGAACUCCCAGCCUGUGUAAUCUAUUGGAAGGCACAUUUUCAUUUCUGAUGCAGCCACCUUCUGGAGGCAGCUUUUAUCCUUUCUCUCUAUUGCUAUGUUGAAGUAAUAGGGUUUUUUUUAACCUCUGGAUGUCUCGUCUGUGGUUGAGUUUAUGGUAAUGGGUACAUGGGUCAGGCCAUGUAUUAACAGAUGCCAGUGCACUCUGACAAGUAUUCCAAAGUGUUCUGUAGCUAGACAUGCAGGCUCGUUGUACCACUGCAACCGACUGACGUUACUAUAGUUCCUAGAAUGCUGUGAGGGCAGGGGGGUUCAGAUCAACAUAAAGCAUAACUUGCUGGAGUUGUAGUCUCAAGGCUUUCUCUCUUGCUUAACUAAAACCUAAGGACCACUGUUUUUGGUAGCAAUUAUAUGGUUACUAUCCACUGCAGUCCUCAGCUGUUGGGGUAAAUCCCACAUGACAGAGUAAGGCACCCCACAGAAAUUAACUUGGAGAGCCUGAGAAAUUCCCAGUGGCCUUGGCAUAGCUGUCUAGAACACCAUCUCUAGGAAAAUUUAAUUCUGUCCCUGGCCAGCUGUUGUUCUUCCACUUCGUUUUCUGCUGUCCCAAGGCCAGAUGAGUGGAAUCACCAUCUGACUUCUCAAUAAAAUGUAUCUGGAGUGAACAGCAGGAUAACCCAAGUUCUCCACAUAAGGAUAACCUUACGUGAAACCUUCCUGCUGACAACCAUGCAGAGGAAUUUUUCCACUUAAGUCAGAGCCUUCCUCCCCAUCUGGAAUUCACAGCUGUUCCCUGGCAGCACACAGGAGGGUAUUAAGGACCUUUGUGAGGCUAGGUACACUGUCCACACCUCUUUGGGGAAGUUAUUUUUUUUUCCAUCAUAAUUCAGUCUCAUCUUACUCUACAGUGUGCACUUUAUGCCUCUUGCCUUUUGAUAAUAGUUGUUCAGUGAAGGAAGUUAGCUGCCAGAAUAUUAAGAAGGAUCUCCCUUUAUGUCAGUACAACUGUUGGGGCGGCCUACCCAUUUACUUUAGGUUUCAAGAGGGUUCACCGGAAGUACAUGCCCCUGUCUAGUCCCAUUUGAAACAGUUCUGCUUUACUGAGACCCUAGGCCAGUCUCCUUGCUGACCCUAGUGCUGCUGCCUAGGUGCCAUUUCCUUUCCUCCUAAGUCAAAUACAGGCUGCACAUUUUGUCACUUAAUGCCAGUACAAUCUGUGUUACUCCUAAGGACUUUUGGGAUUUUGAUGAGACCUGCGAGGGAGAAGACACUGAGAAGCCGGUGAUCUGCAAGCAUUUGCUCGUUUCCACAUCACCUCUGGGAUAUUUCAGCUGUUGUUUCCAAAUGGCAAGUCAUCAACUAAAAGCACUUGUUUCAAGUUUUGUUCUGCACUCCCAAGACUGAAGUUGUAGAUGGAGCUGAAUAACCAUGGGAAGUGACCAAGCAAAGACACUCGAUUGGAGUCAGUUGAAUAUUUGUACCCUCAGUGGAGCCCUUCUGGUCUUUUCUUCCACUUCUGCAGAAUUUCCUCUAGCAAAUACUUCUUUCUCCUUGCUUGCCUCCACCAUGAUAUUUGAAUAAGAGAUGGCCAGAGGAUAACACUUAUCUCUUUUAAAAACUAAGCUAAAAAGAACCUAGAACCUUCAACUGAGCAGUUGUGAAAAUUGCUAAUGGUGCCAAGGCCAAGCAAAGAGUUUCAGAAAGUGACUGAGAAGGAGCGAUAACCCCCAGAAUGCAAAAUCAGGGGCAUCAUUAUCCGGUGCUUGAACAAGGAGCUCCGCUCUACAACUGGUUUUUUAGGACUUGUGAGGAAUGCAGCAACGGAAAUCCAUCCACAAAGGAUGCAGUGCCCCAACUUGUACUGCGCCUGAAUAGUCGUGAUACUUUACUGAAGAAAUCUAGUGUACUUUAAAUUUUUUUCAUAAAAGUUUACAUUGUAUUGUAGGUUAACAUUAAAUGUUUUAUAACAAAAA